Molecule: messenger RNA, 623 nt
Organism: Plutella xylostella (diamondback moth)
Lineage: Eukaryota; Metazoa; Arthropoda; Insecta; Lepidoptera; Plutellidae
Source: RefSeq, a predicted model, not a curated record
AUUUCGAAAAAUGUAUCUCAAUCUCAAAAUUUCACAAUAGUAAAAAACUAUUAAGUAUCUGUUAUUAUAAUGAAUAUCAUCACACAACUUUGAAAUGACGCUGACUAACUACACCCUCGAGCUCUUCAUCGGCUUGCUGGCGUUCCUUCUGCCGCUGACGCUGCUGUGGCCGGGUUUCUCCAUCUGGGAGGUGGUGCCGAAGGUGCGGGUGACGCGGCACCCGGUGCUGAGCCAGCAGCUGAGCUGGUCGCAGCUGUGCGGCGCCAUCGUCGUGGCCGUCACGCUGCUGUUCUGUCUGUUCUUGGAGAUGAGGAAGCGGAGGUUAGACGACAUGGUGACAGACGUGCUGGCCAUCCACGAGGCGACAGAGUGCGCGCUGUCGGUGGAGCGGGACCGGCAGGCGGCGGCCGCGCGCGCCUGCUCCCAGCUCCUGGACCUGUCCACGGAGCACUACGAGAACCUCAUGCUGCUGGGCCAUGAACUGAGGGAGAGGACCCGCGCCAAGCAGCACCCGCCGGCUAUUGAGCCGAGUGACUCGCUGAUUGAGGCCGGCGGCAAGUGAAUGUUUGUUUUUGUUGAGCUGUUUGAAGGUCUGGUUUUGAUUAAACUGUUUUUUGUAUUAA